GUAAGUUUAAGUCCCACCCUCCCCUUUCCCCAUUUGGCACUUUCCUUCUCUUCCAUUACCGUUUCCCUAUUCGACUUCAAGUCUUUCAACCAUUUCCUCACCUCUCCCCCCCUUCUCCGGGUUUUCUUUCUUCUUCUGCGGUCAAGCCUUUUCAUUAUUUCUCCUGCUUCCCCCCUCUCAGUCUCCCAAAGGAAGGAACUCAGUGCCAGUGAGCGAGAGAGUUCUGUAUAUCUCGCCCCUGUACUUUUCCCAAAGGCAGAGUUCCUAUUCACCCCAGGAGGCCUAGAUUUCUAUUCACCAAGGAAGAGACACAAUGUCGGCUGUUAUAGACGAAGACCCUCGUGUCAAUGGCAUCAAAACUAAGAUUCGCGUCGUCCCCGAUUUUCCCAAACCAGGUAUUAUGUUUCAGGACAUAACAACUCUGCUUCUGGAUCCAAAAGCGUUCAAGGAUACUGUUGAUUUGUUCGUCGAGCGUUACAAGGGCAGAAACAUUUCCGUCGUUGCAGGAAUAGAAGCUCGAGGGUUUAUUUUCGGACCUCCCAUUGCAUUGGCCAUCGGUGCAAAGUUUGUUCCUUUAAGGAAGCCGAAAAAGCUCCCUGGUGAAGUUAUAUCAGAGGAGUACACGCUAGAAUAUGGAAGCGACUGCCUUGAGAUGCACGUUGGAGCUGUCGAUAAGGGCGAAUGUGCACUGGUAGUUGAUGAUUUGAUUGCUACUGGUGGCACUCUUUGCGCUGCCAUGAAUUUACUCGAACGAGCAGGAGCAGAAGUUGUGGAGUGUGCAUGUCUUAUCGAGCUGCCUGAGUUGAAGGCGAGUCAUCUGCUGCCAUACCAUGGAUACCCUUUGCUUGGGCGGGAUCGAUUACAUGGUAAACCGCUGUACGUGCUUGUGGAGUAUCUCUAGAGGGUUUGGUUGCGGAUUUUGGCUGAAGUGAUGCAGCAGAGAGUGGUAUGGAAGAAAGAAAGAAAGGAAGUGUACAUUCUUGAGGGAUAUAUUGUUGGUGAGAUGAGUAAUCUGGGAAUUGUUCACUACUUGAUUAGUUGAAUUUUGGGCUUAAAUUAUUGUGGCUAUUUCUGUUAAAUGUUAAUGCUUCCAAGCUAGUGAGCUAGUAGAACAGCAGACAUUAUUGAUAUGAAGUGAGUGAGCUUAUGAUUGAAAAUGUGGUCACUUAAGUAUGCACGCAAGAGGAAUUUUCUCACUCUGUUGUCGAAGUUUCAU
Molecule: messenger RNA, 1216 nt
Organism: Linum tenue
Lineage: Eukaryota; Viridiplantae; Streptophyta; Magnoliopsida; Malpighiales; Linaceae
Source: the annotation of a GenBank genome assembly